This is a messenger RNA of Chroicocephalus ridibundus (black-headed gull), 1261 nucleotides long. It is a transcript of the gene DNAJC5G, whose product is annotated as DnaJ heat shock protein family (Hsp40) member C5 gamma. The transcript is spliced from 4 exons. Lineage: Eukaryota; Metazoa; Chordata; Aves; Charadriiformes; Laridae. The record is from RefSeq and is a predicted model, not a curated record. The coding region runs from base 79 to 642 and encodes 187 amino acids.
CGGAAGCGGCGGCGGGCGCGGGGCAGGGCCCGUCCCGGGGCGGUCGGUGCCGCCGUUCCCGCUCUCCCUCCCACCGACAUGGCGGAGCCCGGGCGGCCGCAGCGGAAGCUGUCCCGGGUCGGGGAGAGCCUCUACCGCGUCCUGGGCCUGCAGAAGGGCAGCUCCCCCGAGGAGAUCAAGAAGGCCUACCGGAAGCUGGCCCUCAAGUACCACCCGGACAAGAACCCCGAUGACCCGGCGGCGGCCGAGCGCUUCAAGGAGAUCAACAGCGCCCACGCCACGCUGAGCGACGAGGACAAGCGCCGCCUCUACGACCAGUACGGCUCCCUGGGGCUCUACGUGGCCGAGCAGUUCGGGGACGAUGCCGUCAAGCACUACUUCCUCGUGUCCAAGUGGUGGUUCCAGGCCCUGGCGUUCUGCUGCGGUGCUCUCACCUGCUGCUGCUGCUGCUGUUGCUGCUUCUUCUGCUGCGGGACGUGCUGCCCGCCCAAAGAGGACGAGUCCUACAAGUACGUCGACCCCAAGGACCUGGAGGCGCAGAUGCGUGCGGAGGACAGCGAUCCGCAGGUCCCUGUUGUGGCGCAAUCCCCGCCGGCCAGCGCCGAGUCCUUGCCGGUUGCCAGCACCAGGACCGAUGCCUGAGGCUGGGCUCAGUCCUGCUGGCUCCCCCAGGAUGCCGGGCAGGGAUCCUCCUUUGGGACUGUCACUUUCCGGGACCCCGGUCGCACCACCCGGGGUGGCUCUCCAGCCUCCGGGUGGCUAGAAUCUCAGGUUAAUUUGGCCAGCAUCAAGGCGGGGGCUUUUCUGCCCCUGCUCGAGCUCCAGGGCGAUGCCCCUGUCUCCCAGCACUGGUGGUGGCGGUGGCCUGGAGCCCGCGCUGCUGCGCCCCAUCCCCGUGCCUCGCCUGCUGCUGUGCCCCCCCCGGCCACCGGCAGCCGUGGCGGAGGCCUCUUCGUCCCGGCUCUGUAGCUCACGAGAGGCAUCCGAGCACCUCCGAGACCGUUAGCACUGUAACCUCCGGGGCUGGGCUGGGCUCCCUGCCCUCACGGGGACCCUCCUGACGGGUGCUGGGUGCCAAACGCUGCUCGUGGGGUUGGGGUGCCGCCUUCUGUGCCCCCUUCCUCCCAGUGCCGGGGCACUGGCUGCGCCCCACGCUCGCUGCUGCUGGCAGGCUCCCUGCAGGGCUGGGCCCGGUACAGGCACUUUCCUUGGGUUUGUUUAGGUUUUAUGGGCACCAUUAAAGGAUGACAGGAGGGGGGGA